AUGUCAAUGCAAUCUUUCCUUUUCUUUCAGUUUUUGAACAGCAACACUUUUUGUCUUUCUCUCAAGAUCCAGAAAAUGUGUCGCGAGCACGGUUGCUCCUUCCAAAGCAUUCCGACAAUCAGCAAGCCAUUCAAAUUCUACCUUGGACGUCAGUGCAAGCUCCGACCACAUAGUAAUCAGAGGACAAUCACCAGAGAUCAGCAGCUAGUAGCUCCAAACAAGUUCCAAACAGAGGCUUAG
Molecule: messenger RNA, 240 nt
Organism: Necator americanus (New World hookworm)
Lineage: Eukaryota; Metazoa; Nematoda; Chromadorea; Rhabditida; Ancylostomatidae
Exons: 4
Coding region: 1-240 (79 amino acids)
Source: RefSeq, a predicted model, not a curated record